Molecule: messenger RNA, 3032 nt
Organism: Cercopithifilaria johnstoni
Lineage: Eukaryota; Metazoa; Nematoda; Chromadorea; Rhabditida; Onchocercidae
Source: the annotation of a GenBank genome assembly
AUGAAUGAAAAGAAGAUGGGUGAUUCGUAUGACGAAGAUGAGGGUCGUUUGAUGAUAGAUGAUGCUAUUCUGGACAGUACUCAUUCAUCCCAAGCAGGUUGCGCAGAAACAUCCUUCAAAACGACCAUUUACGAAAAAACGGUUGAAUUAACACCGAGUUCCGAAGAUGGCGUGGAAAGUCAUCCGGUUGAUCCUGAACCGAAGCCGAAUUUUUAUUGUGAAAGUGGAGUCCCAAAAGUAGUUCAGGGUAUUCAUCGAGAUGAUCGAUUGAAAAUGACAAUCAAGCGGACACAGAGCCCAGUCAACAGUGGUGGACAGUUUUCAUAUCUUGGAGAAAAACGUGUUGAUGGUUCAACACGAAGUGAGGAUAUAUCUAAAGAGGAGGGAGAAAUCGAUGAUGAAGAAGAAGCGGGUAAUAGUUUACAUGCGCAAUCAACCGCUGUAAACAUUCAAAAGCCAGCUAAUUGGCCUGGACAUCAGAAUACUGGUUUUGAAGCAGGAUCUGCUGGCACGGGCAAAUUUCGUCACGGACAACAACAGUUUGAGCAUCAUGGUCUGUACAGCACAUCGCAUUCUGGCACUCGUCAGCUAGCAGUUAAUAUUUCUCUAUCUUCGAACGUAACUUCUCCAGGACCAGCAAGUGUGACAGGUUCAGUAACGCUUGAAGGACACAACUCUCAUGUUCUCUCUGCAUCAUAUACACCACAAAUCCAAACUUCUACCAAUGAGGCACAAUUUGGUGAAGGCUCUGCAGAUUUGGAUCGGCAGAACAUUACUGGUGUUGGCUUGAAAAAUACAGGAAUGCACGCUUCACCAAGCAGCAAAGUACGAAAAAAGAAACGUCGUAUGAGCGAGCGAGAUGAGCAUGAAACCUGCCAAGCUUCUUCCAGCAACACAACACCCUCCUUUAAUAUGGCAGCUUCACAAUUAGGCAUAAUUUCUGCAGGUGCUAGUUCAUCGAAAAAGAAGAAACAGAAUAUACGGGAUCGCUCAACAUGUGUUAGUGUGAAAUCCGUGCAAACUAAUGAUGGAGAUAUAGACUUAAAAGUUGGCUCAACUCACUGUCUCAAUAUUUCCGUACUUGCAAAAGCUUCAAAUUAUUUGUAUUAUGUUACAAAUUGGAAUGGGCAUGAUUUGUAUGGUGUUUUGGGUGAUGGUUCGCCUCCUUUACAACAUACUUAUAUGAGUAAAAAGUGUAGUGGCACGUCUGCAUCAAACAGUUCAUCCGGGUUUGACUUAUUCAGUUCGCAUGAUAAAACAAAUGGUGGCAGUCCAUUAAAACAACGACUUAAUACCAAAAGGUCGAAUAGAAGCUCCUCAGUCUGUCCACCAAAUGGAUUUUCUGAAAUCAAGUCAGCUGGAAGAAAAGGUUUGAUCGGAAGUGUUGGUCGACCAUCAAGCGCUUCAACCAGCGAUGUACAGUCUGUAGGGGGGGAUCUGCAAGAUGAAGAAAGGUCUCAGUCGCCGGUCUCAUGGUUCACUUCGGGAAGUAAUGAUCCAAUAUCCGCACUCGGUUCAUUUGGGACCGUUGCAGAUAAUGGUUCAUCUCAGUUACGCGAAUGCGUUUUAUCUACAAUGUAUUCCUGUCCGGUAGCAGGUUGUGAACAUCGCUAUGACACGCAGUCACAGUUGGCGGUCCAUUACCAUACGCAUUUUGUAAAAGAAGAUGGAGGAAGAGCGAUCUACGUUGAAACUAUGGGUACUCAGACAAAUUUAGUCGUCACGAAAGAUGUUGCUGUUGAUACAGACAGAGAACUAACUCAGAUUCGUACAAUUUCCUCAGAAGAAAUUGUUCCGGAAGUAAGGAAACCCAAAGGCGAUGAAAAUAGCGUCAAUUUAGUUUCACCGAAGCCGAAAUUAUCGAAAACGCUCACGAAUCAUGAAGAACAGAGUAUUAGUGAGCUCUUCAAGGUUGUCACACAGAAGACAGAAACAGGCGGUGCAGCUGCAAAAAAUGAAGGAAAGAAAGCGUUUACUGAUAGAAGUCCAAAAAAUACUAGCACAAGCAAAGUGUAUGGUGCCUUACUUAGUAGUAAUGCAACGAAUCAGAAUGAAAUGGCUACUGCAUUGGAUGCGAUUCGUAAAAUGGUGACAAAUAGUAGUGGUGAGACUCAUUCACGUGAGCAGCAAUCGAUGACUGUUAUUUCCAGCUCCGGAAUACUGCCAUCAACUAGCAUUUCUUCUACGACACCUCAUGGUGGGACUGCUUCACCUGCAUUUUCAGACAUUUCGGAUGAUGCACCCACUUUAGAGAAAGAGGUGGCUGAUAAAUCAGAAGAGCGAUCUUUGGAUCGAAUCAAGGAAUUAGUAAAUAGCACCGAAAAAGCCCCACUAGAACAGUUAAGUUUGUCGAUCGAGGAUGAGAAAAUGAUCACAGUAUCGAAAAGCGGAGUUGGUUCAUCCACUUUGCUUUGUCCUGUAAGCUCAUCAACGACCACUAUCGCUACUACUGUUCCUCGAGUAUCAACAGAAACGAAUCAGGGCUUCGCUUCUGAUGGUUCAAAAAAGAACGAAACGAAAACACAAUCACAAACAAAUACUAUCGGUUCUUUUGCGUCAUCUUUCAUGGACCCAUCAGGAUUGCGUCAUACGUCCAUUAUCCCAAUUUCUAUACCGAACUUGUCAAACGCCCCUUCUGCUUCAGUUUUUGCGCAGCCAUAUUUCAUACCAUUCAUCAGUCCAUCAGUAAGUAGUACCACAACUCCAGGAAUGUCACAGCCUCAUACUUCAAAGCAUAAAAUUCAUGAUUUGAAGGCCAAUCCGCCAAGUUUGAUUCCUUUUCAAUCUAAAGAAAGCAUUGGUCAGUCAUCUUCAGUUGUUGCCUCCUCUAAUUCCCAACCUCUAUCACAAGGAGGAACAGGUAAUAUAUCAGCAGCGAAACAAACCGUGCACCAGCAACUAGGAGGUCAGAAUGCUACUUCAGGAAAUUCUUUCGCUAGCAUUCAACCUCAUGUCUCGACCAAUAGCGACCGUAGCGCAAGUGUCCAGAAUGCACAAUCUUCCGCAUUGAACUUUAUGCAGCAUCAACAACA